Messenger RNA from Rhodamnia argentea, 1249 nucleotides. Its product is annotated as probable E3 ubiquitin-protein ligase RHY1A. The record is from RefSeq and is a predicted model, not a curated record. The coding region runs from base 183 to 1025 and encodes 280 amino acids. Lineage: Eukaryota; Viridiplantae; Streptophyta; Magnoliopsida; Myrtales; Myrtaceae. The transcript has 3 exons.
AUUCGUCUCCUUUACAUCCAAAUCCACUUAACCAAACCAGACGAAUUUGCAUUUCGCAACUCGCCAUCUCUCUCUCUCUCUCUCUCUCUCCCCUGCACGGCACCACCAAAUCCUCAGGUAGAGAGCCCGCGUCGGCGCCCUCUUCUGCUGGGCUUCGCGGAUUCAGUACCCGCGCACUUUGCAUGACGAGCGCUUCGGAGCUGUUCUACAGCAGGAGAUCUCGUCUGAACCGCACUUCGGCGGCGGCAACUGCGGUGGUUGAUCAGGGAUUAGGGUUCGACCACCCCCCCGAUCGGAACCCUCACCCUCGCCGCCACCAUCACGCUCACAGGCAUGACUUGGACGGCUGCGAUCCUCUCCGGCGGUCCCCGCACGCGCGCCUUCGGGUCUCCCACUCUGAACGUGUGUCGAAUUGGGUAGGGCAAGGUACUUCUGCUUCUGGCAAUAGCAUGAAUGUGCACCCUCCGAGCAGUGUAAGGAGACCUGAUAUUUCGACAAAUGAAAGGCUUCCUGGUUCUGUGCUGCUUGCUAGGGAAAGACUUCUUGAAAGGCUCAGAGGAGUCUCUCUUUCUGGAAACAGGCGAAGCAGCAGAGAGUCCUCCUCCACAAACCAUCAAGAAAAUAUGUACGAUGAUCAUUGGAGGCUGGCCGAUAUAAGUGAUUGGGGAGUUGAAACUUCGAUGCAGCCUUCAACUGUAAGUUCUCAUGUUAUUGGAUUGUCCUUGCCACCAGAACCAAUCACGACAAUGAGCAUGAAGAAGCCGCCUGGCCUGAGUCAGGAUGCGAUAGACCAUUUGCAGCAGGAAUUCUUUGGUUGUGCAGAUAAGGGUGCACAAGGAUUUGUGGACGGGGUCAAGCAAGAAUGCUGUAUCUGUCUCGAGAGUUUUUUGGAAGGCGAUAGACUUACGUGUUUGCCCUGUGAGCACAAAUUCCACUCUGCUUGCUUGGUUCCGUGGGUCCGGACUUGCGGCGACUGCCCAUAUUGUCGUGAAGCCAUAACUGUAAGUACUAGCCAAACGGGAUGAGAGGAAAUAGUGUGGGUAAUUAGAUUUCAAUUUUCUUAGCUCUUUCCUUGCUUGCCUGCCGGUUCUUCCACUUGAAAGUACGGGGAGAGUUUGACCUGUAGUUGAUGAUUCCGUAUCAUUCUGUGUUUGUGUGAAGGGAUUGUAUCACAUAGCAACUCUCGAACACUUUGAUGAUGUGGACAUUUUUCCCAGAUUAUUUAUUGCUUGACCUAUACGUAGGAAAA